AUGGCCGAAGGGAUUGACACUUUGCAACCCCUGCACUCGCGUUCGGGGAGGUCAUUUUCCGACGGCCUUUCUUCGAACGUAGCGGUGGGUCUCGUCGUACUGCUCGACGAGACCCAGGACAUCAACAAUCAGCUGGGCACGAGGCUCCAGGCUAUCCCACGCCGGUGGAUAGCCACGCCAGCGGACUAG
Molecule: messenger RNA, 189 nt
Organism: Peronospora matthiolae
Lineage: Eukaryota; Oomycota; Peronosporomycetes; Peronosporales; Peronosporaceae
Source: the annotation of a GenBank genome assembly